Molecule: messenger RNA, 339 nt
Organism: Racocetra persica
Lineage: Eukaryota; Fungi; Glomeromycota; Glomeromycetes; Diversisporales; Gigasporaceae
Source: the annotation of a GenBank genome assembly
AUGGAAUUUGAAGAUCCAGAAGUAAUAUUACUCGCAGAACAACUAAAACAAAUGACAGUUGCAGCAGAACACGAAUUAGAAAAAGAACAAGAAGAUCCAAAAAUUAGAAUAGGAUUAAGGCAACUAAAACAACAACUAGAAAGCAUAGAAACAAAUUAUAAAUAUGUUUCCCAAUUAACAAAACAACAAACUAAUGAACAUAUCCAGAAAAUUGAAAAAGUCACAAAUAGAAAAAUAUCAGAAGCCGAAACAGCAGAAGAUAAGAAAGCUUAUCUAUAUAAAACAAUAUCUGCAUUAACAGAAACAAAAGAUGCUAUUCUUUGGAAGAAUAGAGACCUG